Messenger RNA from Camelina sativa (false flax), 2437 nucleotides. RefSeq names its product putative cyclic nucleotide-gated ion channel 7. Gene Ontology annotation, cellular component: membrane. Gene Ontology annotation, molecular function: voltage-gated potassium channel activity. Gene Ontology annotation, biological process: potassium ion transport; transmembrane transport. Lineage: Eukaryota; Viridiplantae; Streptophyta; Magnoliopsida; Brassicales; Brassicaceae. The record is from RefSeq and is a predicted model, not a curated record.
AUGUACAAAUCACAAUACAUAAGCGGCCAGAGAGAAAAAUUCGUUAGGUUAGAUGAUAUAGAUUCAACUUCUUCACCUGCGACUGGAAUGAUGAUGAAAGGAAACUGUUUCGGAUUUAACCUAAAGAAUCGAGGGGGAGGAGAAAAGAAGAAAGUAUCCAAAUCUUUCAGGGAAGGAGUCAAAAAAAUCGGAUCAGAAGGUCUAAUAACCAUCGGCAAAUCGGUUACAAGAGCCGUGUUUCCAGAAGAUUUGAGGAUAACAGAGAAGAAAAUAUUCGAUCCUCAAGACAAAACACUUCUCAUAUGGAACAGAUUGUUCGUCAUUUCUUGUAUUUUAGCUGUCUCGGUUGAUCCAUUGUUCUUUUAUCUUCCCGUUGUCGAUAAUUCCGGAAGCAGCUGUAUAGGGAUUGACACGAAGCUAGCUGUUACAACCACUACUCUUAGAACCAUCGUUGAUGUUUUCUACUUGACUCGAAUGGCUCUUCAGUUUCGUACAGCUUAUAUAGCUCCUUCUUCUCGUGUGUUUGGUCGCGGUGAGCUUGUCAUUGAUCCUGCAAAGAUCGCAGAACGCUACUUAACCCGUUAUUUCAUCGUUGAUUUCCUUGCAGUGCUUCCUUUACCUCAGAUUGCGGUGUGGAAGUUUCUUCACGGGUCUAAAGGAUCAGAUGUGUUACCGACGAAAACAGCAUUGUUAAACAUUGUGAUUGUGCAGUAUAUUCCUAGAUUCGUUAGGUUUAUUCCGUUAACAUCAGAACUGAAGAAAACUGCAGGAGCUUUUGCUGAAGGAGCUUGGGCUGGUGCUGCUUAUUAUCUCCUCUGGUAUAUGCUUGCAAGCCACGUAAGUUUCUCUAUGUAUAUAUAUAUGACUCUUCUUUUGAGACAUUUAUUUAUGAUUUAUAUACACUUGCAGAUAACUGGAGCGUUUUGGUACAUGUUGUCAGUGGAACGUAAUGAUACUUGUUGGAGAUUUGCUUGUAAAGUCCAGCCAGAUCCGCGACUCUGUGUUCAGAUUCUGUAUUGUGGGAGUAAAUUUGUGAGCAAUCGAGACACUGAAUGGAUCAAAACAGUCCCUGAGCUUCUCAAAAGCAAUUGUUCUGCUAAAGCAGAUGACUCAAAGUUUAACUAUGGGAUAUACGGUCAAGCUAUAUCUUCAGGCAUUGUAUCAUCAACAUCAUUUUUCUCCAAGUUCUGUUAUUGUCUUUGGUGGGGUCUUCAAAAUCUCAGCACGUUAGGUCAAGGGCUGCAAACAAGUACAUUUCCAGGAGAGGUUUUGUUUUCCAUUGCGAUUGCUAUAGCUGGGCUUCUUCUUUUCGCGCUUCUAAUCGGGAAUAUGCAGACUUAUCUUCAGUCACUUACUGUUCGUCUCGAGGAAAUGAGGAUCAAGAGACGUGACUCCGAACAGUGGAUGCAUCACAGGUCACUUCCACAAAAUCUGAGGGAAAGAGUCAGACGCUAUGAUCAAUACAAAUGGUUAGAGACAAGAGGUGUAGACGAAGAAAACAUUGUCCAGAGUUUACCUAAGGAUCUCAGGAGAGACAUCAAACGCCAUCUCUGUCUGAAUUUAGUUAGAAGGGUUCCUCUGUUUGCUAAUAUGGAUGAAAGAUUACUUGACGCGAUCUGUGAGAGAUUAAAGCCGAGUCUAUACACGGAAAGCACAUACAUUGUGCGUGAAGGAGACCCGGUUAACGAAAUGAUGUUCAUAAUCCGAGGUCGGUUAGAGAGUGUAACAACAGAUGGAGGAAGAAGUGGUUUCUUCAAUAGAGGGUUACUGAAAGAAGGAGACUUUUGUGGUGAAGAGCUUCUGACAUGGGCACUUGACCCUAAAGCAGGCUCAAACUUACCUUCUUCCACAAGAACAGUGAAGGCUCUGACUGAAGUAGAGGCUUUCGCUCUUGAAGCUGAAGAGCUGAAGUUUGUAGCAAGUCAGUUUAGGAGACUUCAUAGUCGACAGGUUCAACAAACUUUUAGGUUUUAUUCUCAGCAAUGGAGAACUUGGGCUUCUUGCUUCAUCCAAGCUGCUUGGCGUCGAUAUUCGAGAAGGAAAAAUGCCGAAUUGAGACGCCUUGAAGAAGAAGAAGAAGAAAUGGGUUAUGAUGAAGAUGAGUAUGAUGACGAAAGUGACAAGAGGCCUAUGCUUAUCACUAGAAGUGAGUCUUCUUCUAGGCUGCGUUCAACGAUAUUAGCAUCAAGAUUUGCUGCUAAUGCUUUGAAAGGGCACAGACGAAGGACCUCAGAGAGUUCAAAGACCUUGCUGAAUCUGCAAAAGCCUCCGGAACCUGAUUUUGGUGCCGAAUAAUAAAUUUCUUGUGCAGAGAGGCCAACAUAACAUCAGAACAGAGACUUUAUAAUUGAUUUAUACACAUAAAUUCUAUAUAUAUAACUUGUUUCAGAAACUGUAAGAUUAUCUACACGAGAGCCAAUGAUCCUUCAAAGACCUG